AUGGAUUCGGUAGAACUUUGCCUUCCUGAAUCUUUUUCCCUGCACUACGAGGAAGAGCUUCUCUGCAGAAUGUCAAACAAAGAUCGACACAUUGAUUCCAGCUGUUCGUCCUUCAUCAAGACGGAACCCUCCAGCCCAGCCUCCCUGACGGACAGCAUCAACCACCACAGCCCAGGUGGCUCUUCAGACGCCAGUGGGAGCUACAGUUCAACCAUGAAUGGCCAUCAGAACGGACUUGACUCGCCACCUCUCUACCCUUCUGCUCCUAUCCUAGGAGGUAGUGGGCCUGUCCGGAAACUGUACGAUGACUGCUCCAGCACCAUUGUUGAAGAUCCCCAGACCAAGUGCGAAUACAUGCUCAACUCGAUGCCCAAGAGACUGUGUUUAGUGUGCGGUGACAUCGCGUCUGGGUACCACUAUGGGGUAGCAUCCUGUGAAGCCUGCAAGGCAUUCUUCAAGAGGACGAUUCAAGGUAAUAUAGAAUAUAGCUGCCCUGCCACGAAUGAAUGUGAAAUCACAAAGCGCAGACGUAAAUCCUGCCAGGCUUGCCGCUUCAUGAAGUGUUUAAAAGUGGGCAUGCUCAAAGAAGGAGUGCGUCUUGACAGAGUACGUGGAGGUCGGCAGAAGUACAAGCGCAGAAUAGAUGCGGAGAACAGCCCGUACCUGAACCCUCAGUUGGUGCAGCCAGCCAAAAAGCCAUAUAACAAGAUUGUCUCACAUUUAUUGGUGGCUGAACCGGAGAAGAUCUAUGCCAUGCCUGACCCUACUGUUCCCGACAGUGACAUCAAAGCCCUCACUACACUGUGCGACUUGGCCGAUCGAGAAUUGGUGGUUAUCAUUGGAUGGGCGAAGCAUAUUCCAGGCUUCUCCACGCUGUCCCUGGCGGACCAGAUGAGCCUUCUGCAGAGUGCUUGGAUGGAAAUUUUGAUCCUUGGUGUCGUGUACCGAUCUCUUUCCUUUGAGGAUGAACUUGUCUAUGCAGACGAUUAUAUAAUGGAUGAAGACCAGUCUAAAUUAGCAGGCCUUCUUGACCUAAAUAAUGCUAUCCUGCAGCUGGUAAAGAAAUACAAGAGCAUGAAGCUGGAGAAAGAAGAAUUUGUCACCCUCAAAGCAAUCGCUCUUGCUAAUUCAGACUCCAUGCACAUAGAAGAUGUCGAAGCCGUUCAGAAGCUUCAGGAUGUCUUACAUGAGGCCUUGCAGGAUUAUGAGGCCGGCCAGCACAUGGAAGACCCUCGCAGGGCUGGUAAGAUGCUGAUGACGCUGCCGCUCCUGAGGCAGACCUCUACCAAGGCCGUGCAGCAUUUCUACAACAUCAAACUGGAAGGCAAAGUCCCCAUGCACAAACUUUUUUUGGAAAUGCUGGAGGCCAAGGUCUGA
Molecule: messenger RNA, 1377 nt
Organism: Mesoplodon densirostris (Blainville's beaked whale)
Lineage: Eukaryota; Metazoa; Chordata; Mammalia; Artiodactyla; Ziphiidae
Gene: ESRRG
Product: estrogen related receptor gamma
Exons: 7
Coding region: 1-1377 (458 amino acids)
Biological process (GO): regulation of DNA-templated transcription; retinoic acid receptor signaling pathway
Cellular component (GO): nucleus
Molecular function (GO): nuclear steroid receptor activity; zinc ion binding; steroid binding
Source: RefSeq, a predicted model, not a curated record